AAGAGAGUACAGAGAAAAACGAUUACCGAUCGUUUAGGUAAAAAGUGAUAUCUACUUUUUUAACCUCAUCAAUAAAAAGUUGACUAUAAAUAAACAACAUUACUAUUUCCUCUCAUAUCUCUCCCUUGCCAGACGGCGUUGCCUUACAAAAACCUGACAAGAGAAACAGAGGGAGAGCUUUCAGACCAUAUAUUGUUUUACCAUUCUACCCUUCAUAACUGAUAACUGCAAACACGGUUUUGUCUUCUUCAUCCUUCUUUGUUUUACAUUUGUUAUUAGUAGUAACAGAAAAAAAAACUCCGACAAAGAGAUAAAUGAUCGACACUGGAAGAUAUCUUAUCGGCGCCGCCGGUGUUAGCGGCUUCGGCUCGAAAUCCACCGCCGAUGAGGUAACCGAGAACUGCGACCUUCGUUCCACAACAGCGAUAAUCACCGGUGCGACGUCGGGGAUCGGAGCAGAGACGGCGAGAGUGCUGGCGAAACGUGGAGCGAGGUUGAUAUUUCCGGCGAGGAACGUGAAAGCGGCGGAGGAAGCGAAAGGGAGGAUCGUCUCUGAGUUUCCGGGGACGGAGAUCGUCGUAAUGGAGCUUGAUCUCAGCUCCAUGUCUUCCGUACGGAGCUUCGUCGCCGGUUUCGAAUCUCUUCAUCUACCUCUCAACCUUCUCAUAAACAACGCAGGCAGAUUAGCACAUGAACAUGCAAUAUCAGAAGAUGGGAUCGAGAUGACCUUUGCCACUAAUUAUCUUGGCCAUUUUCUCUUGACCAACCUGUUACUGAAGAAGAUGGUCCAAACGGCAGAAGAAACCGGAGUUCAAGGAAGGAUCGUUAAUGUCACGUCCGGUAUUCACGGUUGGUUUACCGGCGACUUGAUUGAAUAUCUCCGGCUGAUUUCCCAACCUAAGUGUCAAUUCGAUGCGACACGUGCGUAUGCUCUCUCGAAGCUUGCCAACGUUUUGCAUACCAAGGAGCUCUCUUCUAGACUCCAGAAAAUUGGAGCGAACGUGACGGUUAACUGCGUACACCCAGGGGUUGUAAAAACCCGGUUAACAAGAGACCGGGAAGGCUUAAUGACAGAUCUCGUCUUCUUCCUGACAUCCAAGCUUCUUAAGACCGUUCCUCAAGCAGCAGCAACGACGUGUUAUGUGGCAACGAAUCCAAGGUUGGUGAACGUAUCGGGAAAGUACUUUACGGACUGCAAUGAAACGACACCGUCUGGACUCGGAUCUAACUCCUCGGAAGCUACCAAGUUAUGGGCUGCUUCUGAGAUUCUGGUAACUCAACAUCCGAAGGCCGCUUUCGACCCAUUUAGCUAAAGAAAAACUGAACUAAAUAUCUUAUUUUAUAUAAAUCUAAUUAGCUAAGAAAAAAUAUUAUGAAGUUCAGUUAAUCCUCCGAACUUAUACUGGUAUCAAUCUCUUAACCAUAUGUGGAUGAUAUAUAUACUAGUUUUCUAUUCUAUAGUACUAAUGCGAAACUGAUGUACUUUAUAUAGUAUUUGUUUAUAUUAAUCUAAAUGAUAUGAAAAUUAAUAUACUGAACUUCUUUUUC
This is a messenger RNA of Brassica napus (rape), 1548 nucleotides long. Its product is annotated as short-chain dehydrogenase TIC 32 B, chloroplastic-like. NCBI's taxonomy places the organism in Eukaryota, Viridiplantae, Streptophyta, Magnoliopsida, Brassicales, Brassicaceae. The record is from RefSeq and is a predicted model, not a curated record. The coding region runs from base 315 to 1313 and encodes 332 amino acids. The transcript is spliced from 8 exons.